This is a messenger RNA of Lycium ferocissimum, 605 nucleotides long. RefSeq lists its product as uncharacterized. The transcript has 2 exons. The record is from RefSeq and is a predicted model, not a curated record. The coding region runs from base 1 to 363 and encodes 120 amino acids. Lineage: Eukaryota; Viridiplantae; Streptophyta; Magnoliopsida; Solanales; Solanaceae.
AUGAAGUUUUUCAUUGAAUUAGUAGCAUGUUGUGGCUGUUCAUCAAAUCGCGCGCAUCGUCCUGCAGAGGAUGAGGAAAUCCUUGUUACUGCAGAUGCUGAAGCGUCAUUUGAUCAUAAUAACAACAUCAUUACAUAUAAAAAGAGACGGCGAAGGAGACGAACGUUAGCGAGAUCUGCUGGUUCAUUGCCUGAAUGGAAACCGUCACUUUCAUCCAUAUCUGAAGAUGGAAUUGCAGCUAAUUCCAGCAGGAAUUUGAAGAAGAAGAAGGUCUCUGUCAAUCAACUCCAUCAUCAUCGUCGUCCCCAGAAACCCAGGAUAGCUUGCCUUGCUCAAAUGGUUCCAGCACCUUUCUUGAUUUGAUAUUGGAUUAAUCGAACCUCUUUCCAGUUUCCAAUUACCCUCCGGCUCUCUAUUGUGUAAAAUAAUUAAAACUUUGUAUAUAUCGUGUAAACCUUUUUUUUUUUUCUUUCCUUUUUUCUUUUCAUUUCAAUUUCCAUUAUCUUCUCUCUCUAUCUGUAUUAAUACAAUGACUGUGAUAUUUGCAAAAAAAAAAAAAAAAAAAAAAAAAAAAAAAGAUACUAAAAAGCUAUAUUAAGUUAUAA